Oncorhynchus nerka (sockeye salmon) is the source of this 3657-nucleotide messenger RNA. Its product is annotated as NLR family CARD domain-containing protein 3-like. Bases 104 to 3556 code for a protein of 1150 amino acids. Lineage: Eukaryota; Metazoa; Chordata; Actinopteri; Salmoniformes; Salmonidae. Gene Ontology annotation, molecular function: protein binding. The record is from RefSeq and is a predicted model, not a curated record. The transcript is spliced from 10 exons. Gene Ontology annotation, biological process: intracellular signal transduction.
CAUCUGAGCUCAGAGUAGAUGAGAGAUGUAAUGUUUGUCUCUGUUGUGUUGAAGUCCAAUCAAGCAGGAGAGACCAGCCUCCCCUGUACCCAGCUGUGUGUCCAUGAAGAGUGACUGGUCAAUGGAUAAAAUGAUAGACUUCAGAGAGAGAGAUUAUUCUCCUGAACAAAGAACCGAACAGGAGACAUCAGAGUCAGUGAUUCUCAGUGGUCAGUCUUCCCAGAGUCAUCAAACAGACCUGGCCUCUAUAUUCAGUUUGCUUGAAGAGAAUUUGAUGACAUUUGUGAACAACGAGCUGAAGAGGUACAAGAGGAUUCUUAGUCCAGAACUCCCAGAAGGCUUUGAGAGUCAGAAGCAGGAUGAGGAAGUGGUGGAUGCUGAAGAUGAGCAGCAGGAGAGCAGUGCCAGAGAGGGGGCUCUGAAGAUCACACUGCACGUCCUGAGGAAAAUGAACCAGAAGGAGCUUGCUGACACACUGGAGAAAAAUGAGCUUGCUGUGAUUUGCCAACGUGAACUCAAAUCUAAUCUAAAGAAGAAGUUUCAAUGUGUAUUUGAGGGGAUAGCUAAACAAGGAAACCCAACACUUCUCAAUAAGAUCUACACAGAGCUCUACAUCACAGAGGGUGGAACAGGAGAGGUCAAUAAUGAACAUGAGCUGAGACAGAUUGAGACAACAACCAGGAAACAAGCAAGACCAGAGACUGCAAUCAAAUGUAAUGACAUCUUCAAACCCUUAACUGGACAAGACAAACUUAUCAGAACUGUGCUGACAAAGGGAGUCGCUGGCAUUGGAAAAACAGUCUCUGUGCAGAAGUUCAUUCUGGACUGGGCUGAAGGAAAAGCAAAUCAGGAUGUCCAGUUUGUAUUUUCAUUCCCUUUUCGGGAGCUGAAUUUGAUGAAAGGGGAAAAACACACUUUGAUUGAACUUCUCAAUCACUUCUCAAUGGAAACCAAAGAAUCAAGAAUCUCCAACUACGACAAGAACAACGUUCUGUUCAUCUUUGAUGGUCUGGAUGAGUGCCGACUGCCCCUAGACUUCCAGAACAACAAGAUCUGUUGUGACGUCACCAAGUCAACCUCAGUGGAUGUUCUACUGACAAAUCUCAUCAAGGGAAAUCUGCUUCCCUCUGCUCUCCUCUGGAUAACUACCCGACCUGCAGCAGCCAAUCAGAUCCCCCCUGAGUGUGUUGACCAGGUGACAGAGGUACGAGGGUUCAAUGAUCCACAGAAGGAGGAGUACUUCAGGAAGAGAUUCAGUGAUGAGGACCUGGCCAGCAGAAUCAUCUCACACAUAAAGACAUCAAGGAGCCUCCACAUCAUGUGCCACAUUCCAGUCUUUUGUUGGAUUUCUGCAAUAGUACUUGAACCAAUGCUGAAACAUAAGAGAGAAGAGAUGCCCAAGACUCUGACUGAGAUGUACACACACCUUGUGGUGUUUCAUACCAAACAGAAGAAUGAAAAGUAUCUUGGGAAAGAAGAGAGGGGUCCAGACUGGAAUAAAAAGAGCAUUCUGUCACUGGGAAAACUGGCUUUUCAACAGCUUGUGAAGGGAAAUAUAAUGUUCUAUGAAGAAGACCUGAAAGAGUCUGGCAUUGAUGUCAAUGAAGCCUCAGUGUACUCAGGAUUGUGCACACAGAUCUUUAAAGAGGAAUGUGGGCUGUACCAGGACAAGGUGUACUGCUUCGUGCAUCUGAGCAUUCAGGAGUUUCUGGCUGCUGUAUAUGUGUUCCUUUCAUUCAGCAACAACAAUGAGAAUCUAAUGGCCGAACCUCAAACAACAUCCAGCAACGAUUGUCUACUGAAGACAGAAGUUACUGUCUACAAGAGUGCUGUGGAUAAAGCUUUACAAAGUGAGACGGGAAACCUGGACCUUUUCCUCCGCUUCCUUCUGGGCCUCUCACUGGAGUCCAAUCAGAAGCACUUACGAGGUCUACUGACAACGAUAGGAAGCAGUUCACAGAGCCACGAAGAAACAGUCAAGUACAUCAAGGAGAAGAUCAGGGAGAAUCCCUCUCCAGAGAGGUGCAUCAAUCUGUUCCACUGUCUGAAUGAACUGAAUGACCAUUCUCUAGUGGAGGAGAUCCAAAGCUACCUGAGAUCAGGAAGUCUCUCCAGUGAUGAACUCUUACCUGCACAGUGGUCAGCUCUGGUGUUUGUGUUGCUGACUUCAGAAAAGGAGCUGGAUGUGCUUGACCUGAAGAAAUACUCCAGAUCAGAGGAAGGUCUUCUGAGGCUGCUGCCAGUGGUCAAAGUCUCCAGAGCUGCUCUGCUGUCAGGCUGUGGAGUCACAGAGGAAGGCUGUGCUUCUCUGGUCUCAGCUCUGAAGUCAAACCCCUCAAACCUGAGAGAGCUGGAUCUGAGUAACAAUGACCUGAAGGAUUCAGGAGUGAAGCUGCUCUCUGCUGGACUGGGGAAUCCCCACUGUAAACUGGAUACUCUGAGGCUGUCAGGCUGUCUAGUCACAGAGGAAGGCUGUGCUUCUCUGGUCUCAGCUCUGAAGGCAAAUCCCUCACACCCAAGAGAGCUGGAUCUGAGUAACAAUGACCUGAAGGAUUCAGGAGUGAAGCUGCUCUCUGCUGGACUGGGGAAUCCCCACUGUAAACUGGAGACUCUGAGGCUGUCAGGCUGUCUAGUCACAGAGGAAGGCUGUGGUUCUCUGGUCUCAGCUCUGAAGUCAAACUCCUCACACCUGAGAGAGCUGGAUCUGAGUAACAAUGACCUGAAGGAUUCAGGAGUGGAGCUGCUCUCUGCUGGACUGGGGAAUCCCCACUGUAAACUGGAGACUCUGAGGCUGUCAGGCUGUCUAGUCACAGAGGAAGGCUGUUGUUCUCUGGUCUCAGCAAUGAGGUCAAACCCCUCACACCUGAGAGAGCUGGACCUGAGCUACAAUCACCCAGGAGACUCAGGAGUCAGACUGCUCUCUGCUGGACUGGAGGAUCCAAACUACAGACUGGAGAGACUCAAUGUGGAACAUGGUGGAGAGUACACAAUGAAACCUGGGCUUAGAAAAUAUGUCUGUGAUCUCACACUGGACCCAAACACAGCACACAGUCUCCUCUCUCUGUCUGAGGAGAACAGAAAGGUGACAUGUGGGAGAAAGAAGCAGCCGUAUCCUGAUCACCCAGAGAGAUUUGAGGACUAUAGACAGGUGCUGUGUAGAGAGGGUCUGACUGGGCGCUGUUACUGGGAGGUAGAGUGGAGUGGGGGAUGGCCGGUUAUAGGAGUGACAUAUAAAGGAAUCAACAGGAGAGGAGGGGGUAAGGACUGUAGACUUGGAUGGAAUGACAAGUCCUGGAGUCUGUUCUGCUCUGACAACAGUUACACUGCCAGGCACAAUUGUAAUACCACUCUCAUAGACGUCCCUUCCUCCGGCUCCCACAGAGUAGGAGUGUAUCUGGACUGGCCAGCCGGCACUCUGUCCUUCUACAGAGUCUCCUCUGACUCACUGACCCACCUGAACACAUUCUACACCACAUUCACUGAGCCCCUCUAUUCAGGGUUCUGGGUUUAUGAUGACUCUUCAGUGACCCUAAUCAAACACAACACAAUAUUUUAAUAAAAUAUCAAAUAAGAAUAUAAAUAAAUAAAUAAAUAACUCUGUGUCACACACACUGGAAACACACACACACACACACUGGACACACACACAGACACACA